Molecule: messenger RNA, 846 nt
Organism: Cladophialophora psammophila CBS 110553
Lineage: Eukaryota; Fungi; Ascomycota; Eurotiomycetes; Chaetothyriales; Herpotrichiellaceae
Exons: 1
Coding region: 1-846 (281 amino acids)
Source: RefSeq, a predicted model, not a curated record
AUGACCACAGCCAACGGCUACGGGGCUAUAGACGGAGGCUCAUAUACUGGGAGUCAGCCAAAUCAGGGCUAUGAAGAUGAGGACGUCCCUCUCCUCGGGAAGAAGGACUCCCAUGCAACUCUCGUUCACUUUCGGGACUACCUGAAGGAAGAUAUCGACAGGCGCUGGGCGGACCUGUUGCUGUUGUUGUCUUAUGUUAUCACGGGGCUCCUCGACAGCUCGGCAGUAUUCAUCUGGGGCUCGUUUGUGAGCAUGCAGACCGGCAAUACCGUCUACCUUGGGCUAGGUCUGGUUGAACCGACCAAAGGAACUCGAUGGAUUAGGUCACUCACCUCAAUCGCUUUCUUUUGUUUUGGUUCCUUCUGCUUCAGUCGGUUCCACCGCCACUUCUCGCCAAAGCGACGUUGGGUCCUCCUGGCCUCGUUCGCCACACAGCUGCUCCUGGUAGUGGUGGCUGCUGUCGUUGUCAUGGCUGAUAGCAAGCAAGGAAAUGACCUGCGUUGGGAAGUCAUUGUCCCUCUCGCAUUGGUCGCGUUUCAGAGCAGUGGACAAGCUGUGACCAGUCGGGCUCUGCAAUACAACAGCCUCACCAGCGUCGUUUUGACGAGCAUCUACUGUGACCUGUUCUCUGAUCCUCUGAUCAUGGCAGGACUUUCCCAGAAUGCAGAAAGGAAUCGAAGGGCUGCGGCUCCCUUGUUGCUUCUGGCAGGAGCCAUCUUCGGCGGGCUUUGGGCACAUAGUCCGGUUGGACUUGCUGGUGCAUUGUGGACGGCAGCAGCAUUGAAAAUUUGCAUCAUUCUUGCAUUCUUCCUAUGGAGAGCUCAACCAUCAACGCCAACCCGCUGA